Venturia canescens is the source of this 549-nucleotide messenger RNA. RefSeq names its product small integral membrane protein 8. The record is from RefSeq and is a predicted model, not a curated record. NCBI's taxonomy places the organism in Eukaryota, Metazoa, Arthropoda, Insecta, Hymenoptera, Ichneumonidae. The transcript is spliced from 2 exons. The coding region runs from base 200 to 460 and encodes 86 amino acids.
UUCAAGACUGUUCAAGACUCAACUGCAGUCAAUUUCAUUUAAUAGAUCAGCUGUUCAUACCGCUGCUGACGCCUAGUUUUGUUUUUGUAGAAUUCGUACGUUCUUGUAUGCAAAGUAUUAGCUAUUAGCAUCAAAAGAUUUAAAUAUAAAUAGUCUUAUUUAUCGACAUUUUUAUUCAAUCAAUUUCUGAGAAAUCAUAAUGGAAAACAAACCACAGAACCCUCAGCCAGGAGAUGGUCUGAGGUCAAUGAGGACAACAAUGCUCUUUCGGGCGGUUAAUUUCGAAUUGUAUACACGACCUAACAUGAUAAUAAUGGGACUGGGUAUUGCGGCGAUGACUGGAUGUGCCGGCUACAUAUUUUACAUGCGUUCGAAAUACGAGGGUAUGGGUUUUUACACCGCGGUGGAAUCGGAUGGCAAGGAAACGUUUAAAAAGAAAGUUUCCAAAUGGAAUAAUUGAUUAUAACUGAUUAUUCGCAUUUAUUUAUUUAUUAUUAGUUACUUGUACAUUGUGUAAAUAUGGACAAAAUUAAUAAAAAGUGGAUGCAA